Molecule: messenger RNA, 3137 nt
Organism: Podospora pseudopauciseta
Lineage: Eukaryota; Fungi; Ascomycota; Sordariomycetes; Sordariales; Podosporaceae
Gene: PRP43
Product: DEAH-box ATP-dependent RNA helicase prp43
Exons: 2
Coding region: 1-2439 (812 amino acids)
Cellular component (GO): spliceosomal complex; intracellular anatomical structure
Molecular function (GO): RNA helicase activity; ATP binding; RNA binding
Source: RefSeq, a predicted model, not a curated record
AUGUGCUUGCCAAACAAAAAGUUGCGGCAGCCUUGUGGACGGCAUCGACAGGGCAAGGCAAGCGCAAACAGUGAAAUCCCCGCCAUUCCAUCUGUCUUGUGCAGAAUCUCUCACCCCAUCUCUGCACUCACUCCUCUCACCUUCGGAAUGGCCGAUCAAAAGGGCACGAAGCGAUCGAGCGUGGAAAGCGACGCCCAGGACUCGAAGCGCAUCAAGACCGACGACAAGCCCAACCCAUAUCUCGCCCAUCUCAACAUGGACGGCGCCAACGACUUCAAGUCGCCUCUCGACGAGAUGGAGCGCCACAACACCACCGCCCUUCAGGCCGCGAAGGCUGAGGACUCGGACAUCAACCCCUGGACCGGCAAGCCGCACUCGGAGAACUACUUCAAGAUCCUCAAGACUCGUCGCGACCUGCCCGUCUCUAAGCAGCGCGAAGAGUUCCUCGAGCUCUACCACAAGACCCAGAUUCUCGUCUUCGUCGGUGAGACUGGUUCCGGCAAAACCACACAGAUCCCUCAGUAUGUUCUUUACGACGAAAUGCCACACCAGACCGGCAAGCUCAUUGCUUGCACGCAGCCUCGUCGUGUCGCCGCCAUGUCGGUCGCCCAGCGUGUCGCAAACGAACUCGAUGUUGAACUGGGUCAGGAAGUCGGUUACAGCAUCCGUUUCGAGAACAGGACCGGCCCCAAGACUCUCCUCAAGUACAUGACGGAUGGUCAGCUGCUGCGCGAGGCCAUGCACGAUCCCAACAUGAACCGGUACAGCUGCAUCAUUCUCGAUGAAGCUCACGAACGUACGCUCGCCACCGAUAUCCUGAUGGCCCUCCUCAAGGAGAUCGCCCACAGAAGAAGCGACCUGAAGAUCAUUGUCAUGUCUGCCACGCUCGAUGCGCAAAAGUUCCAGUCCUACUUCAGCUUGCGGAAGGAGGACCCUCCCGCCCCUUUGCUCGCCGUUCCCGGUCGCACACACCCUGUCGAGAUCUUUUACACCCCCGAACCCGAGCGAGAUUACGUCGAGGCCGCCGUCAGGACAGUUCUUCAGAUUCAUGCGGUUGAGCCCGAGGGUGACAUCCUGCUCUUCCUGACGGGUGAAGAGGAGAUUGAGGAUGCCUGCCGCCGGAUCAGUUUGGAGGUGGAUGAUAUGGUCAGAGAAUCAGACGCUGGUCCGCUGGCCAUCUACCCUCUUUACGGUACUUUGCCACCACAUCAACAACAAAAGAUCUUCGACAAGGCCCCCGAGCCAUUCCGGAAGGGGGGUCGUCCCGGCCGCAAGUGCAUCGUGGCGACGAACAUCGCCGAAACCUCGUUGACGAUCGACGGUAUCGUCUAUGUCGUGGACCCUGGGUUCAGCAAGCAAAAGAUCUACAACCCUCGCUCUCGUGUGGAAUCGCUCUUGGUUUCUCCCAUCUCCAAGGCCUCGGCCCAACAGAGAGCCGGUCGUGCCGGUCGUACCAGGCCGGGCAAGUGCUUCCGUCUCUACACCGAGAAGGCCUUUAAGAAAGAGCUUAUUGAGCAGACUUAUCCUGAAAUUCUCCGGUCUAACCUUUCCAACACCAUUCUUGAACUCAAGAAGCUUGGUGUCGAAGAUUUGGUGCACUUUGACUUCAUGGACCCACCAGCCCCGGAGACCAUGAUGCGCGCCCUCGAGGAACUCAACUACCUUGCCUGUCUCGAUGAUGACGGUGGUCUCACUAAGCUUGGGAGCUUGGCGUCUGAGUUCCCCUUGGAUCCCGCUCUGGCCGUCAUGCUCAUCUCUUCUCCCGAGUUCUACUGCUCCAACGAGAUCCUCUCCAUCACCUCGUUGUUGUCGGUACCUCAAAUAUGGAUCCGUCCCAACAACAACCGCAAGCGUGCCGACGAGAUGAAGGCCCAGUUUGCCCACCCCGACGGCGACCACCUGACGCUUCUCAACGCCUACCACGCCUACAAGGGCGCCGAGCAAAACGGCGAGGACGUCAAGAAGUGGUGCCACGAGCACUUUUUGUCGUUCCGUCACCUGUCCUCUGCCGACAAUGUCCGGGCUCAGCUCAAGCGCAUCAUGGAGACGCACGAGAUUGAGCUCGUGUCGACGCCGUUCAACAACAAGGACUAUUAUACCAACAUUCGGCGGGCGCUGCUGGCGGGGUUUUUUAUGCAGGUCGCCAUGAGGGAGAGCUCGAAUAGCAAGAUUUACAAGACGGUAAAGGACGACCAGAUGGUGAUGAUUCAUCCGAGCACGGUGGUGUCGAGCCCGUAUGAUUGGGUGGUGUACAAUGAGUUUGUGCUCACGACGAAGCAGUAUAUCCGGACGGUGACGAAUGUUAGGCCCGAGUGGCUUCUUGAAAUUGCGCCGGUUUAUUAUGAUGUUGAUACUUUUGAGAAGGGGGAGAUCAAGUCUGCGCUGGUGAGGUUAACGGAGAAGGUGAAGAGGAGGCAGGCUAUGAAGGGGGGUUAUUGAUUUGGUGUGUAUGGGAUGUGUUAAUGUAUCUGAGCAUGUUGGGGGUUGGGGGUGGGGGGAAGGUAAAAUAGACAAUUUGAUGAUUUGGGACAUGGUGCAAUUUUCGGGCGUGUGUUGAUGUGGGUAACUACCUAGUUGUGUUUACGGGGAAGUGUGAGAUAGAGGGGCGAGUUUUUCCUUGCGGGUGGAAGAUGAGGAUUUCUGAACAGAAAGGGUUUAGUUUCUUGCUGGAUCGUGAGAUACGUGAUGUGUGCGAUGGUUAGAGGGGUGAAUGGUGUAGAGAUUGUGGGACUUUGAGCAAGAUUUGUAAAGUUUGACGGGAGAGUAAUGGUGGGGGGGUUGUCAACUGUGUGAGAGAAGGAGGCGGGUGUGGGUGUGGGUAUGGGUGUGGGCUGGAUAACGUCCGGGAUUUAUCAUGGCUUUGUGGAGAUGUCGAGGGAGAGGGAUACUUUGUUAGGAUAGUGGGUGUUAUCGGGAUGGUUGAAUAAGGGGUAAUUUGGGGGACGGACUAAGAGUUUUGGGUCACUUUUUUGUGAGAUGACGCAGGAACGUGUGUGUAUAAAUGGUAUUGGCUUGCGUGGUGAUGGUGAUGGUGGUGAUAGGGAAGAGGGACAACAAGAAUGAUUGAUCAAGCUGUGAAUGUCACGCAUGGAAUCUUCUCCUUCCAGUCAAGAAAAGAAAAAAAAAUUGAUGCUGCU